Molecule: messenger RNA, 3324 nt
Organism: Closterium sp. Naga37s-1
Lineage: Eukaryota; Viridiplantae; Streptophyta; Zygnematophyceae; Desmidiales; Closteriaceae
Source: the annotation of a GenBank genome assembly
AUGUUCCGUGUGGCUCAGAUGGGUUACUAUGCUUCUCCGUCCAUACCCUGCCUUCGCCAUCUUUCACUUCUCCCCAUAGGCUGCUCCUUUAGAGCUGUCAGGGCCACCGGCGGCAGCGGCGGCGGCAACGGCGGCGGCGGCAGCAGCACCAGCAAUGGCGGCGGAAGAAGGGAAUUUUGGGAUUCGAAUGCGGAGGGCUGGAGACGACGACCGUCCGAUCGGAACGGCGACGAAGCAUCUCGCGGUGCUGCCGUUCCGUCGCUGCAAUCCCAAGGCCGGGGUAGCGAGAGGGAAAGAGGGGUGUCGGGGAUGGGGGAUGGCGCAGUGGUGAGCGCACGCGGCGGAGUUGCGGAGCGGGGGAUGGGGCGGAACUUGGGUGGCGGAGAUGCUGGGGAAAGCCCCGCCGCGGAAUGGCAGCAGCGUCGAUUCCCGCUGGUGGAUUCCGUACGACGCGAUUAUGGCAAGGAAGGCGAUGAUAACAAUUAUUACUAUAAUGGGCGUGAGUAUAACGCGUUCGGCCGUGCCAGUGGCGAGGCACGUGAUCCAAGGAGCAGCGGGGGAAUGCAGAUGGAAGGUAGAGGCUUGGAGGGCGGUGCAGAGGAGUGGAGUAGCAGGUUGGAUGGGCGCAGCGACGGACCGUUUGGAAGAGCAGCGGAGAGAGAAAUGGGAGGGGCAAGAGGAGCGGGAGGAGGAGCAGGAGGAGGGGGAGUGGAGAGCGGCAACGAUAUGCUGGCCUCAAUCCCUUGGGGGGUGCCUCUCGUGCUGGUUUUCCUGCCACUGCUCUUCGACCGCCCCUUGCUCUUCCUCUCCCUCGCGGCACUUGUGGUUCUCACACCCACCCUCCGAAACACGCUCGGCCCGCCGUUCUUGGAGCUAGGCUCGGCGCUCCUGGAGCUCUCGGUUCGGCCGAUCGUAAACGAGGAGUUGCAGGGUCAGAAAAAGCGACAGCAGCAGACACAGGAGCAGUGGUCUCAGUUCCAGAGCAGUAAUUCUCAAAGGAGGAAGGAGCCACAGGUUUGGGAUGACACUCUGGGCCCAGGUUUGGGGAUUGGGAGUGACUCAGCGUUAGGUUCGGGGAUUGCAUCGGAGGCAUGGAAGUGGGUUCGGUACCAGCUGGACGUUAUCCGAGGGGAGAUUGACCCUGGGAGUCCCGAGAGAGUGGGGAAGGAGAGCAGGGAAGGUGGUGGUGGGGCUAGGGGAUUCAGUAGCACAGAGGGGAAUUGGAGAGACAGAGAGCAAUGGGCACUGCAGCAGCAGCAGCAGCAGCAGCAGCAGCAGCAACAGCAGCAAUGGCAGGAAUGGGAAAGGCAGGGGGGAGCUGAACCAGAGGACAGGGGUUACAGAAGGAUUGGGAGCUGGCAAGGAUCAGGCGAUGGGGAAUGGCAGGAUGAGAGGAGGUGGCAGGAGGGCGAUGCCACGCAGUGGGCUGGUGGCUCUGGGGUGGGAGGCGAGGAUCAGUAUGGGAGGGUGGAGGAGAAGCAAGGGUGGGAGAUGGGGUUGCAAAGAGGUGAUGGUGGAGAGGGGGAGACGAGGUGGGAAGAGGGUUGGAGUGGAAAUGAGAAAGUACCUGGCAGUUGGUUGGGUAAGGAGGGUCGGAACAGUAACAGCAGUACGAGUGUGAACGGGAGGGGAAGUGAGUUGGAUUGGAAUGGAUGGGGAGAAGGAAAGGACAAGACUAGGUGCGGCAGUCCCUACGCUGAUCAGGUGCGGCAGUCUCUAUGCUGGCCAGGACGCCAACUGCGGCAACACGCUGCUUCUCUCCCUCGACCUGCUCGUGCAGGACGGCCUCCUCGCCCCCUCCGACCUGCGACUUUUGUUUUGAGGUGCCUCAAAUGUCCACUCUUCAAUCCUCGCUCCCCACGCCCCUCUCCCCUCCGCCAGGACGCCAACUGCGGCAACACGCUGCUGCUCUCCCUCGACCUGCUCGUGCAAGACGGCUUGCUCCACCCCUCCGACCUGCCCCCCACGCGGUAUGCUCCCUGCCCCCCUCACGGCUUGCACUUAACUGGCGGCCAAGGCACUGCAUGGUUGGAAGAAGCAGCCCUGUUCAGUGCUAAUGAUGGCGAGCAGGGGGUGGAGUUCCAGCUGCACAGCCUUCCACCAUGGUUGGAGGAAGCAGCUCUGUUCAGCGCUAUUGACGAAGAGCAGGGGGUGGAGUUCUGGUGGCUGUGGCCCAAGGAGCUCAAGGACAGAGAGCCACAGGCCUUGGCUGCUGCCAAGGAGAGACACCAGGAAUACAUUGACGAGUUUGCGGCGCAGCAGUUUCUGUUCCAGAGGCAGUGGCAGGCACUGCACCGGUACGCCAACAGCAAGGGCAUCAGCAUUAUGGGCGACAUGCCCAUCUAUGUGGGCGGACACAGCGCUGACGUGUGGGCCAACCCCGAGCAAUUCAUGCUGGACCCUGAGACCCGCGAGCCCACGUUCGUGAGUGGCGUGCCGCCCGAUGCCUUCAGCGCCACGGGGCAGCUGUGGGGCAGCCCGCUGUACAACUGGCCAGCCAUGGCCAAGGAUGGGUAUUCCUGGUGGGCGAAGCGCAUGAGGAGGGCGUUUGACCUGUACGAUGAGUUCCGCAUCGACCACUUCCGGGGGCUCGCGGGCUACUGGAGCAUCCCUGCUGAUUCAGAGACUGCCAUGAACGGCCGCUGGAUGAUGGGGCCGCGAAAGGAGUUCUUUGAGGCGAUCCGGAAGGCAGUGGACAAGCCCAUCGACAUUGUGGCUGAGGAUUUGGGUGUGAUUACAGUCGACGUGGUUGAUUUGCGCCGUGAAAUCGGCGCUCCCGGCAUGGCAGUGCUACAGUUCGCGUUUGGCAGUGACGCCAAGAACCCUCACCUGCCGCACAACCACGAGCAGAACCAAGUGGUGUACCCCGGGACUCACGACAAUGACACGGUCGUUGGUUGGUGGGAGAAAAUUCCUGAGUGGGAGAAGAAUAAUGUGCGCGUGCUGCUGGGUCUGUCGCCCCAGGAGGAGGAGGAGAUUCAGUGGGCGAUCAUCCGGGCGGCAGUCUCGUCUGUAGCACGCACCACCGUGAUUACGCUGCAGGACGUCAUGGGGCUCGACAACUCUGCUCGCAUGAACGUGCCUGCCGUGCAGGCGGGCCAGUGGGGGUGGAGGGCAGGGGAGGAGGGGCUGUUUGAGGGGCUUGGAAAGGAAGCAAGCAGGCUGAGAGCCAUUCUGGAAUCCUUCAACCGGGCGGCACCUAGUCAAGUAGGUUCUACUGGGAUGGUGGAAGAGGAUGGGGUUGAUGGGGUGGAGGAAGAGGUGGUAGUUGGGCCAGUGGUGGUGCUAGAAGAUGCAGCUAUGGUGCUGGGCGACUGGGAGUGA